This is a messenger RNA of Emericellopsis atlantica, 1257 nucleotides long. RefSeq lists its product as uncharacterized. Gene Ontology annotation, biological process: heme oxidation. Bases 1 to 1257 code for a protein of 418 amino acids. The transcript has a single exon. Gene Ontology annotation, molecular function: heme oxygenase (decyclizing) activity. NCBI's taxonomy places the organism in Eukaryota, Fungi, Ascomycota, Sordariomycetes, Hypocreales, Bionectriaceae. The record is from RefSeq and is a predicted model, not a curated record.
AUGGUAGCCACGGCAAGACCCAGAGCUCACGACGAUGAUGGCGACAAUAGGUCUCUCGUCGAGUCCAUCGCUGCCGCUACGCGCGUUGCGCACGCCAGACUCAACAAGCUGAUCAUCUCUCGGUUGCCGCUUGCGCUGCCUCCUCAAGCCAACGAUCCCUCGCUCUAUGCCUCUGGGCUUCUCCAUAUCACGCCGAUAUACACCACAUUCGAGUCGUUAUGGCAGAAAAUCCUUGACUUGCCGCCAGCCGAGACGAUCAUCGAAGAUGCAGCUGCACAAUCGGACCUUGAUGUUGGCGAGAACGCAUUGCCACAACGAUGUAAACAGGCUUCUGGGACGCCGGUGUCCGGUCGCGUGCACUCCAUGUUGGAGAGUCUGCGUUUGCCUGGGCUCAUGCGAACAGAGAGACUCAAGGCAGACAUCAAGGCUAUGACAGGCUGGACAGACCAUAAUAUCAUCGAAGAGCAGCUCAGGAUCGUCGGUGACCAGGGCCCACUCGCCGAAUUCCUUAAUCACAUCAAGCGAUCCGUGGAGAACCGGCCACAUGUUCUCCUCGCAUACUCAUACAUCUUCUUCAUGGCGCUCUUCGCGGGCGGUCGUUAUAUCCGAGCAUCGCUCCAGUCGGCGGGCAAUGAGUUCUGGGACCAGGUCCCGGACCACGUCAAGCCCACGAUGCAGGCGUGCACUGAGAAGCGACCAAGCCCUGUCGAGGAGACAGAUGGCACCCGCAGAUCUCACGUCACAAGCUCGAUGCCCCUCCGAUUCUUCCACUUCUCGACCCCGACGGACGGAGAAGACUUGAAGUGCGAGUUCAAACGGAAGCUGGCAGAUUCGGAGGCAAGACUUUCGCAAAAUGAGCGCCACGACAUUGUGCAGGAGGCCAUAUCGAUCUUCGAGAAGAUGACACUGCUCGUAGAGCAGCUGGACGUGGUAUGUGGUGGACCGACGGCGAUGGACAUCAGCGCUGCCCAUUCCAAGGCACACAAUAUUCCUGUGAGACAUGCUGUGGGCAGCAUCAAACUCUGUCCAGCCAUGUCCAGCAAGGCGUUUCCUUUCGAGAAGCUCAAAGGCGAAACCGAUCAGGUCGUCCCUCCCUCGCCGCACGACGGAACCGUCGAGGAUUUCAUGGGUCAUAUGCGGCAGGCGCCCAAGAGCAUGCGUAUCACUCGGACGGCGAACUGGAUACUUGCUGUGGCAGUGGGUAUACUUGUCUUUGGCGCGUACAUGAGCGGUCGUAGGAGACUGUCGGAAAGGUGA